This is a messenger RNA of Rana temporaria (common frog), 917 nucleotides long. It is a transcript of the gene CIMIP7, whose product is annotated as chromosome 7 C3orf84 homolog. Lineage: Eukaryota; Metazoa; Chordata; Amphibia; Anura; Ranidae. The record is from RefSeq and is a predicted model, not a curated record. The transcript has 4 exons. Bases 125 to 781 code for a protein of 218 amino acids.
GUCAACAGCACCGUGGCAACCUAUUAACAGUGCAAGAGACAGAAAAUAUACAUGAACUUUGCCUGGAUCUCUCACACACACACGUGAAAUUAAAGGAUUUGUAUGCGGGUUCUGGAAGGAAGUGAUGCCAGUCACCGUUACAGGAUCCUGGUUCCCCAGCGGCUUUCAUGGACACUUUCGAAGCCACAUGCGGAAUGACAUCUGCCAGGAAUACCGAACGGCGGCCAGGCCACCGCCACCCAAGGCCUUCGCCCAGCGAAUUAAAGAAAAUCCAGUAAAGCAUACAUUCUCAAGACACGACAACCGUCAUAUUUUCCCCAGCUCUGUUUUUUCGUUUGAGAAUGGCAUGGGCAAGAAAAAGCUCCUGCAGCACAGGGAGUCCUACAACUUCAUAUAUUGGAAGCCAAUGGAGGAGGAAUUAAAGAGACAGAGGCCUCUGACCAGCACUUACCGGACGGACUUCUGGAGGCUGGACGGUGAUCCCGGGAGCGCGCCUCAGCUCCUGGUUCCCCGGAUGAAUCGGGCGACAUCGGCUUCGUAUUCUGAAGUCACCACUUAUAGAGACAUGAUGAGGAGCCACGUUCACCUGAAAACCUCCGAGCCCCCAGCUCUGACAGACGGACCACCGAUACCAAACCCCACCAGGGCCGGAACCGAGGGGCUCUCAUUAAGAAGAGCCCAGUCUGCACCUUACAACCGGCUCUCCGUUUCUGAUUGUCUUGUUUGGCGCGUUCCAGAAACGGCGAAACAAGAAAGCGCGCAAAACAUCGAGGCAACAUAAAGGCGAUAUUCAAUUUUUUAAAUAAAAACAGAUUGAAAACUAAAACAUAAAGGCGAUAUGAAGGAGGUGUAAAGAUACAAUUUAUUUUCCCUAAAUAGCUUCCUUUACCUUAGUGCCGUCCUCCUUCACUUACCGU